UCCGAUCUCAUCGAUCUGCAACCGAGCGAACGGCGUGUUAGCUUCAACAUAGCGGGGAUGAUUUUACCAACUUCUAGAUAGCCUACAGCCACGCACAAAAAUGACAGACUACGCCGAAGAGCAAAGGAAUGAACUAGAAGCUAUAGAGUCCAUCUAUCCGGACUCUUUCACGGUUCUCUCAGAAGAUCCCAUCAGUUUUACCAUCACCGUGACGUCAGACGCAGGGGAAAAUGGAGAAACUGUGGAAACAACGUUAAAGUUCACAUAUGUUGAGAAAUACCCAGACGAGCCCCCGCUGUGGGAAAUCCACUCCCAGGAGAACCUGGAAGAUGCCGACAUGCAGGAAGUCCUUACCUUAUUGCAACAGCAGGCAGAAGAAAACCUGGGCAUGGUUAUGAUUUUCACCUUGGUGACAGCCGUCCAGGAGAAACUUAAUGAAAUUGUAGAUGUGAUUAAAAACCGGCGAGAAGAGGAAAAGCAGCGGAAAGAGAAAGAAGCAGAGGAGGCGGAGAAGGUGGCGUUCCACGGAACGGUGGUGACGAUCGAAAACUUCUUGGCAUGGAAAGCCAAGUUUGAGCAGGACAUGGCUGAGCUGAGGAGGAAAAGACAGAAAGAGGAGGAGCAGACUGGAAAAAUCAAACUCACUGGUAAACAGUUGUUUGAGACAGACCACAACCUGGACACUUCUGACAUUCAGUUCCUUGAAGACGCUGGAAACAGCGUUGAAGUGGACGAGUCACUAUUCCAGGACAUCGAGGACCUGGAUUUGGACGAGGACGACCCCGACUUCGACCCGUUGGACAUGGGCAGCGACGAGGACUGAAACGGGAGCACGGCGGACGGCGGACGGCGACUGCUUAGGACUCACGGGACCGUACUGUUCCCAUCCUGAAUACGAUCUUCUGAGCGGACACGUUAAGAGGAUCUGCAUUUAUUUUUUUAAAGAUUCUUACAGUAGACAA
Messenger RNA from Mugil cephalus (flathead mullet), 962 nucleotides. RefSeq names its product RWD domain containing 1 (gene rwdd1). The record is from RefSeq and is a predicted model, not a curated record. Bases 101 to 823 code for a protein of 240 amino acids. The transcript has 7 exons. Gene Ontology annotation, molecular function: protein binding. Lineage: Eukaryota; Metazoa; Chordata; Actinopteri; Mugiliformes; Mugilidae. Gene Ontology annotation, biological process: cytoplasmic translation.